Messenger RNA from Ziziphus jujuba (common jujube), 1862 nucleotides. Its product is annotated as alcohol acyltransferase 9. The record is from RefSeq and is a predicted model, not a curated record. Lineage: Eukaryota; Viridiplantae; Streptophyta; Magnoliopsida; Rosales; Rhamnaceae. The transcript has a single exon. The coding region runs from base 358 to 1674 and encodes 438 amino acids.
CUAGCUAUGAAUCACACCGCCGAACAGACAGAAAGCAAAGCUAAGCUAGCUGUUAUUUUAUUUUAUAUUUUUUUAUGAAUAAUUUUUCCAUAAAGCGAUGCCCGGAGAAUCUUGGCACAAAUCUUUCAACAGUUAAGACAGCAAAAGAUAUACAUGGCUCACUACCUUACAAAUAAUAAUUAAUUAUAUAUCAUUUUUUCAAUUUCUUUGUCUUAUAAUGCCACCACCCCCCAUACAUACACCUAUUGUCUCUCUCUAUCUCUCUCUCUCUCUCUCUCUCUCCUAUUGCUUCUCUCCCUCUCUCUCUCUAUUACAACCAUCGAAAACCCAACCCAAAAAAAAAAAAAAAAAAACACUAUGGCAACCUCUGUUCGUGUCAAGGAAGCCAUUGUUAUCGUCCCCUCCGAACCAACCCCAUCUCAUGUCCUUCCUCUCUCCGCCAUUGAUUCCCAGCUCUUCCUCCGCUUCACCAUCGAAUACCUCCUUGUCUACAAGCCCAGGCACAAUGCCAACCAGACCGCCACACUGUCACGUGUCAAGUCCGCAUUGGGCAAAGCUCUUGUCCCGUACUAUCCACUCGCCGGUAGAGUUAGGCCCAAGCCCGACGGUUCGUCUCUCGAGGUGGUCUGUCGAGCCCAAGGUGCGGUUUUCAUCGAAGCCGUCUCGGACCGAACGGUGUCGGACUUCGAUCGGGCUCCGAGGUUCGUGGCGCAAUGGAGGAAGCUCCUGUCGUUCCAAGUCAGCGACGUUCUUAAAGGAGCACCACCGCUCGUGAUGCAGCUGACGUGGCUUAAAGACGGAGCCGUGGCUAUCGGUGUCGGAUUCAACCAUUGUACUUGCGACGGAAUCGGAAGCGCCGAGUUUUUAAAUCUGUUCGCCGAGUUAGCUCUUGGAAAAUGCCGCGGACUCGCCGAUCUCAAAACAAAACCCGUUUGGGAUCGUCACCUUUUAGACCCUUUGGUAAAAGUGAUAAAACAUAACAAUAAUAGUAAGAAUAUUAAUCUACCCGAGUUCAACCGAGUACAAGACCUUUCUGGGUUCGUGACUCGGUUCGCCAACGAAAGGCUCACUCCCACAUCAAUCAUCUACAACAGAAGACAACUCGGGGAGCUUAAAAACAGAGCUCUUUCGUCGAACUCGAUAUCAUUUACAUCUUUUGAGGUUCUCUCGGGUCACGUAUGGAGGAGCUGGACUAGAGCGUUGAAUCUGCCUUCGAAUCAGAUAGUGAAGCUGCUCUUCAGCAUCAACAUACGUAACAGAGUGAAGCCGAGCUUACCAGCGGGUUACUAUGGGAACGGCUUCGUGCUGGGUUGCGCUCAGAGCAGCGUGAAAGACUUGGUGGAGAAGGGUGUGUGGUACGCUGCAGGGUUGGUGAAAACCGCGAAAGAGAGAGUGAACAAUGAGUACGUGAGAGCGGUGGUAGAAUCGGUGAGCGAGUCGAGGGCGUGUCCUGACUCGGUCGGGGUGUUGAUAGUUUCGCAGUGGUCAAGGCUGGGAUUGGAAAGGGUUGACUUUGGGUUGGGUAGGCCAGUUCAUGUGGGACCCAUAUGCAGCGAUAGGUACUGCUUGUUUUUGCCAGUGGCUGAUCAGAGCGACGCAGUGAAGGUCAUGGUGGCGGUCCCCACAAGUGCAAGUGAAAAGUACGAGUACCUGGUCAAGACCCCAUACUCGUAGUAUUGUGGAUCAAGGACCACUUGAUUCUACAUCUCCCAUUACCAUAUACACACUCCAUUGACUUGUAUAAUUUAUUUGACUUUUUGGUUUUUUUUUUUUUCUUUUUUUAAUCACUUAAAAACAUUUAGAGGCUAGAUCGAUUCCAAUUGCCAAUCCAAACAAAUAGUACAAGAAGCUACUACCUUAGA